Messenger RNA from Pogoniulus pusillus (Red-fronted tinkerbird), 5712 nucleotides. RefSeq names its product CRK like proto-oncogene, adaptor protein (gene CRKL). NCBI's taxonomy places the organism in Eukaryota, Metazoa, Chordata, Aves, Piciformes, Lybiidae. The transcript has 3 exons. The record is from RefSeq and is a predicted model, not a curated record. Gene Ontology annotation, molecular function: signaling adaptor activity; receptor tyrosine kinase binding. The coding region runs from base 505 to 1413 and encodes 302 amino acids. Gene Ontology annotation, biological process: cell migration; positive regulation of ERK1 and ERK2 cascade; signal transduction.
GCCGCCAUUUUGGUGCUCGGCUGCGGGAGGGGAGGGAGCUCGCCGGAGAAAGCGGGGCCCGGCGCUUUGCCUCCCCCGCCGCGCUCUGUGUGGCGCCGGAGCGAGCUAACUUCGCCGCCUGCCCGGGCCGCCUGGCUUUGUCAGACGCCGCUGCUCUUCGCCGCUCGCCCGGCCGGGCCCGCCGCAGGCCUGAAAGAGAGGCGGGAAGGAUGCCCUGCACACCCCGCCGCUGAGGGAGACUCGGGGCCCUGACCGCCGCGGCCGGCCACCCCCAGCCCAGACGCUCCUCGGUCCUUCGCCUCCGGCGGCACCGACCUCCCUUUUCCCUUCUCCCCUUUCCCUGGGUUUCCUAUCUCCUGGGCUGGGCACUAGCCGCUUCCUCCUAGCCCCCGGCCCGCUCCGCCUCCGAGGCCUCCUUGUCCAGGCCUUCCCUUCUCCGGGUCUCUUACUCCGCCUGGGCCUUCGGGCUCUUCACCUUCCUUCCCCCCUUCCCUGCCCGCAGCCAUGUCGUCUGCCGCUCGUUUCGAUUCGUCGGACCGCUCCAGCUGGUACGUGGGCCCAGUGUCUCGGGCGGAGGCGCAGACGCGGUUGCAGGGGCAGCGGCAUGGCAUGUUCCUGGUGCGGGACUCGUCUACCUGCCCGGGGGACUACGUGCUCUCGGUGUCCGAGAACUCCCGGGUUUCCCACUACAUCAUUAAUUCCUUGCCUAACCGCCGCUUUAAGAUCGGCGACCAGGAGUUCGAGCAUCUGCCUGCGCUGUUGGAGUUCUACAAGAUCCACUACCUGGACACCACCACCCUCAUCGAGCCUGCGCCCAGGUAUCCAAGUCCACCAAUGGGAUCUGGAUCUGCCCCUGCCAUGUCCGCCACAGAAGAAAACAUGGAGUAUGUUCGGACUCUCUAUGACUUUCCUGGCAACGAUGCUGAGGAUCUUCCAUUUAAAAAGGGUGAAAUACUGGUGAUUGUAGAGAAGCCAGAGGAACAGUGGUGGAGUGCCAGGAACAAGGAUGGUCGGAUUGGGAUGAUUCCCGUUCCUUAUGUAGAAAAGCUAGUCAGAUCCCAUGGGAAGCAUGGAAACAGAAAUUCCAACAGUUACGGUAUUCCAGAACCUGCUCAUGCUUAUGCUCAGCCUCAAACUGCAAGCCCUCUUCCCUCGGUAUCCAGCACACCUGGAGCGGUGAUCAGUCCUCUGCCUUCAGCACAGAAUGGACCAGUCUAUGCCAAAGCUAUCCAAAAGAGAGUACCCUGUGCUUAUGACAAGACUGCGCUGGCGUUAGAGGUUGGAGAUGUCGUGAAGGUGACAAGGAUGAACAUCAAUGGUCAGUGGGAAGGAGAAGUCAACGGUCGAAAAGGGCUCUUCCCAUUCACGCAUGUCAAAAUCUUUGACCCUCAAAACCCCGAUGAGAACGAAUGACUCCCUCUGCCGAUGCACACUGCUGCUUCCUUUUCCUGGCUACCAUUAGCGUUGUUUGAGGUGCGGUGAUGACUUAACGGCACAGUGCUAGCAUUGCCCAUUUGCCAGCUUGCUGCAGUUUGACGGUUCUUUUAAUAUGCGUUUGGAAUACAUACGACUGAAGUCACUGCCUGACCUUCAUCCCGUAGUCGUGUCGUCCAGGACUUAGUUUCACUGUUAAACUAUUGGUCUGGAGAAGACUGAAACAGUACUUAGCAGAGAAGUAUGGGAAGAGAACCUUUCCUGUUGACACUUCUGUGGACUUUUUCUGGCUUGCUCAGUAGGAAGAGCCCUGAUUUUAGAUCAAACAUGCAACUUGUGCAUCACUGUCCAAGAAAAAGCAACAACAAAAAUGCAAUGUUGGGACUGAAGAAGACUUAGUUUUAAGAGAACCUGUCCUGAGGUAGUACAUUUUAAAUGAUGGUCUCUUUAAAGGACAAUAAUUGAAGGUUGUGUAUUCUAAGCAGUUGUAUUAGAAGCUGCUUUUCUCUGUUAACUCUUAAGCUUGUUGUUGACCUUCCUGAAACAGUGUGUGCUAAAUGCAAAUAGCCAUUGAGCUGUGUUGAAGCUGAGGCAUUUAUUUAUGAGGAAACUUAGGAGGGGUUGAUACUUGUAACCUGUUUUUGACAUACCUAAUGUGUUUCUGUUGAUUUUUGCAAGCACUAACUGUAGAAAGUGAGCUUUAAAGGGAAACUUUGGCUUGGUCUGCAUCCAACUCCUCUGCAGUGCUGAAGUGUAGUUUUGCUAGCAUAGAAGUGCUUGUCACCAGGCUGUUACUUGGUAUGCAGAUUGAGCAGAUUGCUAUGGAGAGGUAAGAAAGGAGCAGAACAGAACUUCAUAAACACCAAUAGAAUCCUCUUAUUUAAAUGUACACAUUUAUAUCCAUUUCUCUAUGGGCUCCCUUCUCUCUGUUUCCUAGCUAUGCCAGCCCCAGCUUGCUAAAAGCUCCUUUUCAAACAGUCUCUUCAUUCUAGAGUGUCUCCAUGUUGCUGUGCUGCUUUUCCAGAACUGUUUUCAUCUUUUUUUCCUUGCUCUUUUUCCUUGCUUGCAUCCCAACUCCUCUGCAUGCUGCCAUCUUUCUUUUUUUUCUUUUUAAACCCAUCCAAAUGAGUUGGCUCUGGCUUAUCUAUGGCCCAGACCCCUUCCCAUCCCAGAAUCCUCUAGAAAAUGGUUAAUUGGAGUCAGCUGCCUGGGUUCCCCCAUGUGAUAAAUUAAUGCUGAGGCUGGAGGAGGCCAUCACAGGUGUCUACUCUCUGUAGAGCUUCUUCCCCUUGUUCCUACAUAAGCUAUAUUGCUGUACUUGUACUUAGAGUGGGGAACUGUAUGGCUGCAGCUAAACAAGUCCAGCUCCUGGCACGCAGGUUGUGGUGAGCCUGCGUGCAGGGUAUGAAGGCUCCCGUACAGCGGGAUCCUGUGCCACUGCCUUCCCAUCAUGUGCUCUGGAGGUGAACUGGAAUGCUCUUUUUACAGUCAUGGAAUGCUGAAUUAACACAAUACCUGUCUGCAAGGACUACGACUGCAAAACCUCCUGCUUCAGACAGCCCACUUAAAAGCAUCAAUUGUAGCAGAACCUCAUCAGGUGUUACAAAUGUCAAAUGCUACAAGCUGUUGUCUUGAGUUGCAGCAUGUUUUCUUGUUGAUCUGUGUUGUGUGAUCCCAAUAAAAGCACGUUGUUCUUAGCUUAUGUGGAAGUGCCAUGAGAUCCUUCAUGGAGGGCACUGAAGAAAUGCGGAGGUGGCAUUUGCAAGGAGUGCUGGGGUUUUUUAAGAGGUCUCUGAUCAUCUAUUAGCUGUUCUCUGUAGUAUUGAUCAAGUGGCUGGCAGUCUAGUUCUUGUAGAGCAUUUUACUACCAAAUUAACUGUGAAGUAGAGUAGCAUUGACUGAAAUGUUUGGUGCUGUAAGAGUAAUUCUCGACAAUAGGCAUUGACAUUUUGUCUUGCAAAGAAAAGCUAUGCAGCUCUUUUAACUAAAGAAGGCCAGGCUUUUUUUUUCCUGUGCCCCAACUAUCCCCUCAAGUUUACCACAUCGAUUGUACUACUGAAAGUCAUCUUCUGAAUACAGAAACUGCACUAAACUCAGUCUGCUGCAGAGAAAUCUUAGUUCAGACCUGACCUAGUUAAAGGCAUAUCUUCAGAAGACUGGUUGUAGAAUUCUUCCUUUGCAUGGUAAAUAAAUACUGUGACAUUUGAAAUCUUGAACAACAGCUUUUAACCUGGAGGGUUUUUUCGCUGAAAUCUGUCUUGACUCCUUCCCUCAUUGAAUAAGGUAUAAACUUUAAGCAUAAGCAUUGGUUUAUGUUCACUUAUGUUCUGAAACCGCAGAAAAGUGAAACAUUUUACCUUGAAAACUAUGCAAACUUUGUGUGCAGUGGCAUCUGAUGAUACAAAGAUAAGAAUUCUGACAUGUCUGUGGACCUGCUUCCAGGCCGUGGAUGAGCAGUGCUCCUUUGAGUGGCAGCGGCGUGGUUCAGGGAUAUUCAGCACCCUGACCAGCCCAGGCUGAUUGUAACCUUGCUGCAAAACGUCUCUGCUAUUUUGCUACAAGACAAGUAUUUUUCUAUAAAGACUGUGUCUGCUCAGUUUGUGUUUCUCUCUGAAGGACUCUGGGUUCCCAGUCUGUUGUUGCUUGCUCGCUGUGUGCUGUCGUUGCUUUCUGCAGCCCCUUCAAGCCGAGUGCCCCCCACUGGUGUAAGUGCUGGGUGUUUGAGGUGUGCUUACCGUGCCGCGCUGGCCCUGCCCACUGCCUUCGGGCUGGGCACCACUAGACCUCUUCUUGCUGUUGACCUAGGAGCUGCUUUCAUUACCUGGUGCCACAGGAGUUAGCUACUGUGACAGGCUUGCUGUUGGACUUCCUCCACUUGUCUACACGUGUACAUAGACGUUGAAGCCUCUGCGCGAUCUGAAAGGGGGAAGGAAAACUGUUCUGAUCAGUGUCCAGCACUGGAUAAGCGCUAAUUUAAUUCUUGAUUGUUUACAAAUUGGGAGAGAGCAAACAAAAGGAAAUGUCCUGCUUGGGUUGGGGCUCUGAGGAGCAUUGUUUUUUUCAAGGGACAAACAGCAUUCUCUGUGCCAUUUCAUGUGCCUGUAAAGCAGGUGUUUUACGUUGGGAAGGAGUGGGGCUGCCUUUGUGUUCUAGUCAACUUUUCAAGCGUUCUCCUCAAUACCUGCAUUUGGAAAGUGAGCCCUGCCUACGGGACUGCCUUUUGGGACCAGUGAAAGCAUCCUUGUACAGCUGCCCUUUUUUGUUUCUUUGUGUCAGACAAAAGUGUUUGGGGACAAAGAUGCAGUGGCUGCAGUGGGAAAGGUGGCCUUGUACUUGAGACAGUCUUCACUGUGUAAACUUUGAACCACGCUCUGUAAUUUAAAGACCAUGAUCUCUUCAGGCAAUAAUAUUAAGUGUAAGCUUUUAAAGUUUAUUUUGGGGAUCAUAGGUUGGUUUAUUUUUUGUGCUACAAGAUUAACAGUAUUAAAUGAAUUAUAUUCUUAGAAUACAUGGAGUGUCUUUUCUUAAGAUUAGUGCCUUUUUGAUUUCUUACUCCACUGAUCCCAUAGAACUGGUCCCAGCGUCAAGCCACUGUUUGGGUUUAUUUUUUCCCCAGUGCCCUGUUUGUACAGUCUAAAUAAAACUUGCCUCGACUUACAGUAUUAUUUUUGUUGUCUUCAGUCUGAAAACUUGGAGGAUAUUGGCAGAGUAUUUAAAUCUUUACUCUGUCGUUGUGCUGCCCUGUUUUGAGGGUGAAGGGGAGUGCCAGCUGCAGGCUUCCAGAAUCAAAAGGAAGAAUUAAUCAGGAGCAAAUGCUGUCGCCAGGCUGAAUGAUGCUCUCCUGUGUCAUCCUUGUGCCUCUUCUUAGACUGCUGUGCUCUGGAGAUUCACCUGAGAAAAGAUGCAUCUCUGGUUCUCCAGGUUCUCACUGGCGCCUCCACCCUCACCCCUGGGUGCUCUCCUCUCACUGUGUCGAAUGCUGCUCUUUUGCCAAGGCUUUUGCAGGUCUCUCUACAAACCGUGACCUUCUCUUACUGUGAUCCCUGUGGCUGCUGCUGCGAGCGACUGCUUUAUGUGGCUGGCUUGAAUUUAGCUCAGUCCUGUUUGAGGAAGGAGCAACCUGCAGAGUGGAAGGGCUGCCUUGGAAGCUGUCAGCAGCAUGAGGAGAGCUCUGCAAAGCUUGCAUUGUGUCCCUGGGCUCUCUAGGUGUGUGCACAGCCUGGUCUUUAUCUUCUCUGGAGUCCAUGUGAUGUUAAUAAACAUUCAUAGCCAACUGCA